Molecule: messenger RNA, 453 nt
Organism: Suillus discolor
Lineage: Eukaryota; Fungi; Basidiomycota; Agaricomycetes; Boletales; Suillaceae
Exons: 3
Coding region: 1-453 (150 amino acids)
Source: RefSeq, a predicted model, not a curated record
AUGCCUAAUGUAUACUCAAGACACUCCAACCUGUUCAAGCCGGAAAGAGUAGCAGAGAUUUUGCAGCAAAUCAAGAUUGAAGAGGACUUAAGCUCAGGGCAACAGCACAAAGUAUUCCCAGUGGACUUCAAGACAUUCAAAUACACAUUCCUGGAAGGCACCAAAUUCAACACGAAGUGCGCAUUUCUAUAUGAAUGGUUGAAUGAACUCAAGAAAGCUAGCAUCAUAUGCCGUAUUUCACCUAAGGAAGUCAAAGCAGCAAGUCCCACUGUCCUUGCCCAGAAGGCACAUGGCUCAGGGAGCCUCCCACUCUAUGAACUACUGCAUUGUGUCAAUGACCAGUGUGCUACGCAUGGACUACCAACAAGGGAUGACCUACCUCAGAGGCCAACUAUCAGGAAUACAGGCACCAAUAAGAAUGAAGCAGAACUUUGCAGAGAUCAAUCACGCUAG